AUGACCUCCACAAACGAUCCUGCCAAUACUCCCGAUGCUCCCCCAGUCGUCAACCUCGGAAUCGAAGACUGCAAACGUAACGCCGCCAACGCCGCUGUCCGCGAGCACUUCCCAGCUUCUGCCUCCUACGUGGGCAUUGGUUCCGGCACCACAAUCGAAUACGUCGUCAAAGCAAUUCUAGCCCUCAAUCUUCCAAACAUCAAUCAAAUUGCCUUCGUGCCCACUGGUUACCAGUCCAGGAAAUUGAUCCAUGAAUCCGGUCUCCGGGACAUAAAGUUUGACAGCCUCCCCUCGGGGGCGCUCAUAGAUGUUGCCUUCGAUGGGGCAGACGAAGUCGACGAGGACCUGAACUGUAUUAAGGGGGAGGAGCAUGCUUGUAUCAGGAGAAAUUGGUGGCUACGCAGGCAAAGAAGUUCCCCGAAGUUGAGGGAGGGGCAGAUGGCAAAGGCGGGACCUCUGAAGACUGAUCAGGAUAAUUUCAUUAUCGAUGCGCCGUUUCCUACCUUACUUCUGCAUUCUGAUAUUAUAAGAGCAGAGGCGGAAGGAGAAGUACAAAGGGGCGAAGGCGAAGGCGGCGUAUGGGAAGUCGUACGAUUGGCGCUCUCAGUAAAAGCAUUAGAGGGAGUCCUAUCAGUCGGAAUUUUUAGCGGUUUAAAUGGGCUACAGGCUGCUCGCGUUGGUGAUGGGACUGGGGGCCAGAAACCAAUUGCUGCGUAUUUCGGCAUGGCUGACGGUAGCGUUGUGGUCAGAGGUGUGGGCUCGAACGGGAAUGUGAUGACGCAAGUUAGUCAGACUUAG
This is a messenger RNA of Bacidia gigantensis, 798 nucleotides long. RefSeq lists its product as uncharacterized. Lineage: Eukaryota; Fungi; Ascomycota; Lecanoromycetes; Lecanorales; Ramalinaceae. Gene Ontology annotation, biological process: pentose-phosphate shunt, non-oxidative branch; D-ribose metabolic process. The coding region runs from base 1 to 798 and encodes 265 amino acids. The transcript has 2 exons. Gene Ontology annotation, molecular function: ribose-5-phosphate isomerase activity. The record is from RefSeq and is a predicted model, not a curated record. Gene Ontology annotation, cellular component: intracellular membrane-bounded organelle.